Molecule: messenger RNA, 3624 nt
Organism: Melitaea cinxia (Glanville fritillary)
Lineage: Eukaryota; Metazoa; Arthropoda; Insecta; Lepidoptera; Nymphalidae
Exons: 1
Coding region: 1-3624 (1207 amino acids)
Biological process (GO): DNA integration; proteolysis
Molecular function (GO): zinc ion binding; aspartic-type endopeptidase activity; nucleic acid binding
Source: RefSeq, a predicted model, not a curated record
AUGCCUGACGAAAAGGAAAAGUCUUCCUCAAUAUCGCGGUAUCUACGUCCCGAACGUUUUGACGUGGAACCCGCAAUGGCCGGCUCAGACCUGAAAUGGAUUCAUUGGAAGUACUCAUUUGAAAAUUUUAUCGCACAGGAAGCCGCUUCGGCUGACGAUGCCCUUAAGUACAAACUCCUUGUAAACCAUAUUUCGCCAUCAACAUUUAAUUUCAUUCAAGCUUGCACCACGUACGUCGAUGCCAUGACCACUCUCAGUACCACCUACGAGAAACGAAAAAAUAUUACCUUGGCUCGGCAUCGCCUUGCUACUAGAAAGCAACAGCCUGGCGAAACGUUAGCUGAAUAUUCGAGAUCUCUUGCCAUUCUUGCUCGUGAAUGUCACUUCAAAGCUGUUACUGCUAAUGAACAUCAAAACGAAACCGUAUGUGGUACGUUCAUUGCCGGAAUAUUGUCACAGAAAAUAAGAGAAAGGCUGCUAGAAAAAUCGACUAUGUCUCUGGAAGAAACAUUGAAUCUGGCAAUAUCUUUAGAAACUGCUGAAAAUACUUCACGAUUACUUACAGUAUCAUCUCCAUCAACGUCUGCUGUCCCUGUUAAUGCAAUCUCUGAAACUCAAGCACCGCAACCAAAGCUCAAUUUAGCAGCAACAAGAACUCAAAAUUUUCAAUACAGUCGCCCUACGCAAAGUGACCGCCGAUGCUUUUUCUGCGGUGGCAAUGUUCAUCAAAGGAUCAAGUGCCCCGCUAAUAAUGCUCAAUGUCAACUUUGCUCCAAAAAAGGACAUUUUGCAACCGUUUGCCGUAGUUCAAGACCAGGUCAACGUACAGUAAAUGUUAUUACCACAGACAAUGACGACGUUACUCAACCCCAACUUACCGAUUCUCAUUUGUCAAUUAUAUCCGCUGCUGCUCCAUCAAGCCUACGCAAAGCUACCAUUCCUAUUACCUUGAACAACUAUCAAGCAGAUGCGCUACUCGACACCGGAAGUUCAAUCAGCUUUAUCGAUAAGAAUACUGCUCUAACCAUGAACCUUAAACGAAAGCCCUGUCGACAAGCGAUAACUUUAGCAUCUCUUAACAAUAUAUCAUAUGUCGAAGGACUAUGCUACGCUACAAUUCAGAUUGGUGAACAUAUAUACCAGCAUCAACCUCUGCUCAUUGUUGGCGAUCUGUGUGCUGACGUUAUCAUUGGGCAUGAUAUAUUAGGAAAACACUCAUCAUUUGAACUUCAAUUCGGGGGAGACAAAAGGCCCUUGAAAGUUUGCAAUGUAAUGGAGGCAUCUGUCCCACCAGCUUCAGUUUUUACCAAUCUUUCACCAAAUAUAAAACCUAUAGCUAUUCGCUCCAGACGGCAUUCUCAAGAAGACCAAGAAUUUAUAUCUAACGAAAUAAGCAACUUACUUAAAGACAAGGUUAUCGAACCCAGUAUCUCGCCUUGGAGGGCACAAGUACUCGUUACGAGUGAUGGCUAUCAUCGGAAGCGUCUUGUCAUAGACUAUUCUCAAACUAUAAAUAGAUUUACGGAACUAGAUGCAUAUCCUUUACCUAACAUCGAUUCUAUCAUAACUCAAGUCGCUAAAUACAAUAUUUUUAGCCAAAUCGACCUCAAAAGUGCUUAUCACCAAGUUCCAAUUCUUCAAAAGGAGAAGGUAUACACCGCCUUCGAAGCGUGCGGGAAUCUCUACCAAUUCACACGAAUACCAUUUGGAGUCACAAAUGGUGUAGCGGCUUUCCAGCGAACCUUACAGUAUAUCAUUGAUUCGGAAAAACUGAAAGGUACAUAUGCUUACUUAGACGAUGUAACUGUAUGCGGAAAAGAUAAGCAGGAUCAUGAUGAUAACCUUCGCAAAUUCAUGAAAGCUACUGAAAAAUACAAACUCACUCUAAAUAUGAGUAAAUGCACUUUUGAAUCAGAAUCCAUAAAUCUUCUCGGCUAUACCAUCCAUCAUAACGUUAUCAAACCUGACAAAUCUCGAUUGGAACCACUGACGAAUCUUCCUAUCCCAUCUGAUACAACUACUUUGAAAAGAGCACUGGGACUAUUCGCUCAUUAUUCAAAGUGGGUCAACAACUUUUCUGCCAAAAUCAGACCUCUGAUCGAAGCUACAUUUCCUUUAUCUGAAGAGGCUAUUAACUCUUUUAACAAUCUAAAGAUUGACAUUUCUAAAUCAGCCUUGGCUGGAAUAGACGACAAAGAGAUAUUUUCUGUUGAAACUGACGCCUCUGACUUCGCGAUCGCAGCAACGCUGUCACAGAAAGGGCGUCCCGUAGCGUUCUUCUCACGAUCGCUUAACGAUUCUGAGAAAAGACAACCUUCUAUUGAGAAAGAGGCUUGCGCUAUAGUUGAAGCUUUACGCAAAUGGAGACACUUCUUGAUUGGAAGACACUUUCUACUCAUAACUGAUCAACAGUCUGUUGCAUUUAUGUUCAACCAAACACACUCUAAUAAGAUCAAGAACGAAAAGAUCGAGAGAUGGCGCCUAGAAUUGUCUUGUUUUAAAUACGACAUUGUUUAUCGACCCGGAAAACAGAACUUUGCUGCCGAUGCGCUCUCUCGAGUCUGCAUGCACAUAAAUACUUUGUCUAAUAGCUCCAAACUUGUUGAACUACACCGAUCUCUUUGCCAUCCUGGAAUUACACGUAUGGUUCAUUGGGUCAGAUCGAAGAACUUACCAUAUUCCAUCGAAGAAGUGAAAAGAAUGACGGCAGCAUGCCCUAUCUGUGCUGAAAUCAAACCUCGUUAUAUGAAACACCAAGGGCAUCUGAUAAAGGCAACUGCACCUUUCGAAAGACUGAACUUAGAUUUUAAAGGGCCGAUUCCAUCUAAUACUCAAAACCGAUACAUUUUAACAAUAAUCGAUGAAUAUAGUCGUUUUCCGUUUGCGUAUGCCUGUAAGGAUAUGACAUCCGGAACGAUCAUAAAUUGCCUUAAAGAUUUAUUUUCCACGUUUGGUACUCCGGCUUAUAUCCAUUCCGAUAGAGGAAGUUCAUUUAUAUCGGAUGAAAUAAGACAUUUCUUAACCUCACUGGGAACAUCUUGUAGUCGCACCACCCCUUACAAUCCCCAAGGAAACGGUUUGGUUGAGAGACUAAAUGGUACGCUGUGGCGAACAAUUCAAUUACAUCUCAGAUCGAAUAACGAAGACGUUGCUAACUGGGAGAAAGCUUUGCUGCCAGCGCUACAUUCCAUAAGAUCCCUCUUAUGUACGGGAACGAAUGCAACGCCACAUGAGCGUAUGUUCAACCAUCCUCGUCGCUCGAUAAACGGCCAAUCUUUACCAACUUGGCUUCAUUCACCCGGACCUGUUUAUAUGAAGAAGAACGUAAGGAGUUCCAAAUAUGAUCCGGCUGUAGAAGAGGUACAGCUGUUACAAAGCAAUCCUGAAUAUUCUUACGUUCGAUUAGCGGAUGGACGAGAGACGACAGUCUCUAAUAGGUCCUUAGCGCCACUACCACAGGCCGUUGAUGAUGACUCGUCGGACGACGAAGAGCAAUUAGAAAUGGAGGAGGUCCCUUCUAACGAAGCUCCACCUGCUAGCCCAGAAGUGGAGAGUACACAAGUUCGUCGCUCUGUUCGAGAACGCAGACCUCCAGCCCACUUUCAAGAUUACGUCUCUUCAUAA